Molecule: messenger RNA, 638 nt
Organism: Aspergillus pseudotamarii
Lineage: Eukaryota; Fungi; Ascomycota; Eurotiomycetes; Eurotiales; Aspergillaceae
Exons: 1
Coding region: 129-485 (118 amino acids)
Source: RefSeq, a predicted model, not a curated record
CCUGUCAGCAGCUGAUUCAAUUCAAUUCUCGCCUAUGAUAGUUCUUUCGAAAGAAUCUAAUUAAUAGGGUUUCGAAACGGCCUGUGUAGUCCAAAGACAGUCAUACGGCAUCUCAUAGGUUCAUCAGGAUGUCUGUACACAAAUUUCUUUUUUCCGCUUGUCAAAGUUGGUGCGAUCAUCAUGUCUCGGCCCUAGGUGAAAAUUCGGUCUCUGACAAAAGCCCACGGAAGCCAAGCACACCUCGUCCCUUCACCUCAUCAAAUUCAACUCCAUGCUUGCCUAGUCCAAUUGGCCGGUACAUACCACCAAAAAAUAUCUGUGAAUCUAUCAAUGGAAGCUCGGGGCUCUUGUUGGUUCUCGAAGCGCCGAAUCCAACGUUUUUGUUGAGGUCAGGACUAGGCCAGUUAGAGGUACAAGGGGAAGGCCAUUAUGAUCGAAAUCGUGCUCUUUAUUUGCGAUACUGUUCUCAUCACUGGUGCUGCUGAGCGUUGACCCUGUUACACACGGUUCCACUACUCUCCUCAGUAUCAGGCCGAACAGGGUGCUUCCAGGAUUCGAUUACAGUAACCUCCGGGACAGACGGGAAGGUAAAUGCUCGUCUUUUUAUGUAUUUUAGGAAUACCUAUCUAAGUUGCUAG